AUGAACACCACCACUAACAUUAACAAUAACAUCCCUCUACCUCUCAACUACUCUGACAUUCCUCACACCAGCACAGCAAUAUUGGCAGAUGACCAGAUCGUAGCAGUCAGGAAAUGGCAUUCCGACCUCACAUGCCCAAGCGGUCUAUCUAACGCUGAGUACACAACAUUCCUCCGAUACUGCACUGAAUUCUUCCUCGCCUCAGACAAGCUAUGGAAGAAAGAUGUUCAAGGCCGACACAAGCUCAUCACGCUGCCCACCCACCACAUUUCCAUUCUUGCCUUGGCCCACAACGACGUCGCGCACAAGGGCUUCUUUGCCACUUGCAUCCUCAUCAUUCAACAAACGCGCAACGUCUUGAUCCCUCCAGUUGUUGCAUUGCCGGCAACUCUCUUUGCCAAAAUAUAUAUGGACACGAUGCACAUGCCAAUGGCAGGAGGCUUCCAAUACCUCGUUCAAGGUCGAUGCUCAAUAUUGCACUAUCCCGAGUUCCACAUGCUCCACAACAAGACUAACGCCGCCCUUGCCAACUGGAUCUCCGAGGAUAUUCUCUGUUGCUGGGGCACCCUCGUCAAGAUCGUUUCCAAUAACAGACCAGCCUUUGUCAACAUCUAG
Heterobasidion irregulare TC 32-1 is the source of this 615-nucleotide messenger RNA. RefSeq lists its product as uncharacterized. NCBI's taxonomy places the organism in Eukaryota, Fungi, Basidiomycota, Agaricomycetes, Russulales, Bondarzewiaceae. The record is from RefSeq and is a predicted model, not a curated record. The transcript is spliced from 2 exons. Bases 1 to 615 code for a protein of 204 amino acids.